GCGCUGCCGCGGCGGGAGCGGAGCGCAGCGGGGCGGGCGGCGAUGGGGCUGUGCUGAGGCUCCAGGGUGCCCAUGAGGCGCCGGGCAGAGCCGAGCCGAGCCGGGCGGGCUCCAGCCAUGCAUCCCGCUGCGCCCGCGGGCACAUGGGGCAGCGCUUGAACCGCUGCCUCGAUGUCCCCGUCGCGUUGCCGCCGCUGAGGCGGAGGCUGCUGCUGCUCUUCAUCAUGCUCUUCCUCUGGCUCUAUAUGUUCUACUCGUGCGCCGGCUCCUGCGCCGGGCUGACGACCCGCGGGUCCCCCGCGCCGCCCCGCGCCGCCCCGCCGCUGCCGGGAGAGCCGAGCGAGGAGAGCAGCCUGGAGGAGCAGCGGGCAGCGCCCGACGCCGGUAGCCCCAUCUCCAGCUUCUUCAACGGCUCCGGUACCAAGCGGCUGCCGCAGGCCAUCAUCAUCGGCGUGAAGAAGGGCGGGACGCGGGCGCUGCUGGAGUUCCUGCGGGUGCACCCCGACGUGCGCGCCGUCGGCGCCGAGCCGCACUUCUUCGACCGCAACUACGAGCGGGGGCUCGCCUGGUACAGGGAGCUGAUGCCCAGGACUCUGGAGGGGCAGAUCACCAUGGAGAAGACCCCCAGCUACUUCGUCACCAAGGAGGCCCCGGCCCGCAUCUCCUCCAUGUCCAAGGGCACCAAGCUGAUCGUGGUGGUGCGGGACCCCGUGACCAGAGCCAUCUCGGACUACACCCAGACGCUCUCCAAGAAGCCUGACAUCCCCACCUUCGAGAGCCUGACCUUCAAAAACAGGACUACGGGCCUGAUCGACACCUCGUGGAGCGCCAUCCAGAUCGGCAUCUACGCCAAGCACCUGGAGAACUGGCUGCUGCACUUCCCCAUCGGGCAGAUCCUCUUUGUCAGCGGGGAGAGGCUGAUCAGCGACCCCGCGGGGGAGCUGGGCAGGGUCCAGGACUUUCUGGGCCUCAAGAGGAUCAUCACGGACAAACACUUCUACUUCAACAAAACCAAGGGCUUCCCGUGCCUGAAGAAGGCGGAGGGCAGCAGCAAACCCCACUGCCUGGGCAAGACAAAAGGCAGGACCCACCCUGACAUCGACCAGGAGGUGGUGCAGAGGCUGAGGGACUUCUACCGGCCCUUCAACAUGAAGUUCUACCAGAUGACAGGGCAGGACUUCGGCUGGGACUGAGCCUGGCAUGGGAAAGUCCCCUGUUAUUACUUGCCCAGCACGGUUUGCUUAUAUAAAGAGAUAUAUAUGUAUGUAAAAUGUACAGAAAUCUAUUUUAUAAUAAUUUAUUUUUAAUUCCUAAGCAAUUAAUUCACUAAGCUGCCUAACCACACUGGCUAGAACGGUAGCCUGUAACCUGUUUAACAUUCCACGGUGUUUUAUUCUAAUGUCUCUCCUUUCCUUGGAUUUUUGCCCUUCUUCUUUCUCUUUGGUUUGGUUUGUAACAGACAGUGCUUCCACUUUUCCUAAACAAAAUUUGUAUUUAAAAAUCAAAAGAAGGGAGGGAGGGAAAGCACAAGUUUAUUUUUGUUACGGGUAUCUGGCCUUUAUAAACAUUUGCUUUCCCUAUUCCAGUGUCCCAGUCUCUGCUCCGCUGUUGUGCUCCCUCAUCCCACAGUUUUCUGGUUAGUCCCAUGGCCCUGGGAGGUGUUUCUCUGGGGUGGGUGGGAGGAAGGCUGGGCAUCCCUGCACCCCACAUACCUCUGCUGACCAGCAGCAUGUUUUCCCAGUGGCUGUGAGCCUGGGAACCCCAAGCCAAGGGCUCCUGCUCAGGGUUGCCAGGAGGGCAAUGUGCUCUUUUUCCAGCAGAGAACCUGCAGAGCUUGUUGCAUGGCCAGAGCUCUCCUCAGUACAGUUUUUCUUCCUGCUUUUUGUCCAGGAGGUUCUUGCCCACAGUCCCUCUAUGCAUUUAAAAUCUUUACUGCAGGUCAAAUGUAAAAUGCUGUAUCUGUGUGUGACAUGUGUGGUGCUGGUCAGAGUGCAGAGAGUGUUGCUCCAGGAACACCCAUGCACACCAGGCACUGCUGGGAGAUGGCACAUGGAGCACCCUCCACCCACCAAAGACACCAGCAGAGCCACUGGGAAAAGCUCAGGUGUCUGCCUGGCAUCAUACCCAGCAUGGAGCAUGUGCCAGAACAUGGCACAGGCACUGUUACCUCCAGCCCCAUGGCCACCACAGCACCUUCCAGUACAUGAGACUGGGGAACAUCACCCUUAGCCUCUUAAUUCCCAUCGGUUUUUGGUCCAGCACCCUAUCUGUGGUCUCUCCCAAGGAGCAUAAUUUGCUUAGAGCCAGGGAGAAGUGCUGCUCUACCAACAAGGGUGAAUGUGUAGGAGGGCAGGGGGGAAUCUGGGCAUGCUGGGGUUGGGGUAUUCCUGGCAGUCCCUGGGUGCCCUGGCUGAGCACAGGGGUAGCAGCCAGGCAGGACAGGAGGCUCCAAAUACGUAACCAUUAACCUGAAUGAAAUCCUUCUCCUCAGGUGUAAGCACUAGCUGUGGGACUCCAGGACAGGUUAGGUGGGCUGUCCUAAGAGCUCUGCCAGUGUUUUGUGGGCUCAGCAGGUCCUUAUAAGCACUGUGUGUGUCUGAUGCCUUAUCAUUGCUGCCAGAGGUUCUGCCAGCUUGACUGGAACACCUUCAGAGCAAAGUGGCAGAAGAAAUGAUUUUGUCCUUGAAUGUUUAACAGAAAGAGAGCUCUGAUGUCUUUGGGCAGCAGAACUGCCCACACCUCAUCUUCAGCCCUGAAAUGGUGCACUGCACUGAGCAUCUCCUGGGGUUGCUGUGGGAGCACUUCCAGAGGCAGUGUGAGUGAAAUUGGAAACAACAAAAGCACCAAUGGGCAGAACAUCUAAUUUCAUAUGCAUUGCCUAUAGAAAUCCAUGCCCUGCACCUCUCCAUAGUUACCCAUAGCUCCCCCUUGGAGCUGCCCAUUGCAGCUGUGCCCAGCUGUGGUGGGGCCCAUUCAGUGGUGUUUUCCAAAUGUUUGUUUUACUUUUGCAGCCUCCUUACUCUUGUCUGCCCCUUCCAUCUCUCUGCUGUGGCUGUUGGGUGAUGAAAAUGUUCUUCAGACCAUGGGCUGCUCUGUCUGGGUCUUGAACUAGUCCUGCUCCAGCAGACAGAGCAAAGAGCAGACUUGGCUCUGUGUCUGCUGCAGGUGCCAGGGAGCUGCCCUUCAGAGCUCUGCUUAAACCUGAGGGCUUUUGGCCUGCUCAGCAGUGUCACACCUCCAAAGGGAUUUAGGGACUUGCACCACCACGUGUGGGUUUACACUUGAGGUGCAGUGCAUGUGGGUGACCUCAAGGAAAGGGAGAUUUUAAGCAUAACAUCAUCAGGCUGAGCUGCCUACAAAGUUGCUGUGAGCAGGAUCCAAAUUCCUCCUUGGAGUUUGCCUCCAAACACAUUUUCCUACAAACAGGGAAGUUCUCCUUCUUGCCCUGAGACAUUUCUAGUGAAGAAAUGACAGUUUGGGCCAAUGCAGUCUGACUUCAGAGGGUUCAGGCGGGAUGCGGGACCUGCUGGGCUCUGCAGGCUGACAGCCCCUGCAAAAUCCAGCUGCAGGCCUGAGCAGCUGGGUGGAUCUAUGCACUUUUGAGGGGUUUGGCUUCAACUCCAGCCAGGUCCCAGGCUCUGUUUCCUGCUGCCACGACAGGUGAUGAGUGCAGGAGUGUGUCUGCUUUAUUGCAGACCCUGCCACUGUUGGGUGACUGAGGGGAAGGAGCUGCAGGCACUAAGAAAAUACUUCCUGGUGGAAAGCCAAGUAAUUUUUUGGUUCUCAAAACCUCCGUCUUCCUUCUAGCAGCUUAUGCAAUGCAUGGAAAGAAGCUUGACCUCUCCACUUGGCCCUUGGGUGAGCUCCCAGCCGUGGUUGUGCCACCUCCCAGUGUUUCACUGGUGGAGCCUCCGGGAGCUGUCUUGGCAUGGGCUCCUUCCAGGUGCUUCCCUGCGGAGUCUGUGCUGGUCCUCAGUGCCCCAAGAGUUUUACAUCCCCUACGUCUUCCUUGCUUUCCCGGAAACGAGUGUUUAAUAUCCCAAUGCCUUCCUCAGCUGUUCAGCAGAGUGUGGGCUUCAUAUGUAUAAUCAAGCCCUGCUGCGAAGAACUCUUGAGCAAUCUUGUAGGAGAGUGGAAAUACAGAGCGUGAGGAAUAACUCUUCUAACCAUAAACAAAUUAUCUCAGUAUCCUUCAUAAUGAAGUCUGCACUAGACUUUUAAUGUAAAAGAGCCUUACCUAACAAAUAUGACAAUGAAGGUGAAUUCUCUGUGGUGUUCAUCUGGUUGCUAACACUGGAAUCAGUGCAUUUCUUUUUAAAUACCCCACUUAUUUUUCUUUUAAAUUAAGCUUGAAGGUGUGAUUAGAAGUUUGGUUGGUUGAUUUUUUUUCCACAUUGUAACAUUAAUUUAUGGCUGAGUUUAAUUCAGUCCUGUAUUCAGAAGUGCAGUAUAGCUAUUAGUGAUGUGUUGUCUGUUACAAGGUUCUAUAGUGUAGUAGCCAAUUUGUUAAAAAAAAAAAUAAAAAAAAAAAAGAAAGGAAAACACACAAAAAAAGCCACAAAAAAGAAAAUCUAAAAAAAAAAGUAUAUGGAGUAUUUUGUGGUAUGUACAACACAAAUUAAUUUUACACAGAGAAAGAUGUUUCUAGGAAAAUGAAAUUCUGAUAAUUCAUACUAUUUGUAUGAAGAAAUAAAAACUCUAUUUUCUGAAGCGA
Messenger RNA from Passer montanus (Eurasian tree sparrow), 4714 nucleotides. It is a transcript of the gene HS3ST3B1, whose product is annotated as heparan sulfate-glucosamine 3-sulfotransferase 3B1. Bases 144 to 1193 code for a protein of 349 amino acids. The transcript is spliced from 2 exons. The record is from RefSeq and is a predicted model, not a curated record. Gene Ontology annotation, molecular function: [heparan sulfate]-glucosamine 3-sulfotransferase activity. Lineage: Eukaryota; Metazoa; Chordata; Aves; Passeriformes; Passeridae.